Molecule: messenger RNA, 842 nt
Organism: Mobula hypostoma (lesser devil ray)
Lineage: Eukaryota; Metazoa; Chordata; Chondrichthyes; Myliobatiformes; Myliobatidae
Product: netrin-5-like
Exons: 4
Coding region: 141-842 (233 amino acids)
Molecular function (GO): protein binding
Source: RefSeq, a predicted model, not a curated record
CAGAACGGGCACCGAAGGUCCCAAAGAAAUCCAAUCGAGAAUUACCUAAAGAGUUAACAGCCCCAAUACUGACAACACCUUCUGUCAUCGCAGGAGCGGACUGCGCCGCCUACUGCGUCCCAUCCAGCGGGAGAACGAAAAUGGAUCUGAAGGAAUUUUGCAACCGACGUUACGUUCUUCACGUCCGCCUCUCCGACUCGCUGCGGCUGGGCAGCUGGUGGCGUUUCCGAGUCUCCGUCCGCGCCGUCUACAGGCCCUCGCAGCGCGCUGGCUGGAGCGGGCGCCAGCAUCUCUGGGUGCCGGACCGCGAGCUGGCCUGCGGCUGCCUGUCGCUGCGGUCGGGGGGCUCCUAUCUGCUCCUGGGCGGUCCGAACGGUGGGAACGGGAGGCGGGAUUCCCGGCUGACAGCCGAACGAGGGUCUGACAGCCUGCCCUGGAGGAGGUCCUGGGGCCCCCGCCUGCGCCGCCUGCGUCUGGCUGAGAGCAAGGGGGGCUGCGUCGGUCCGCGGACCACCCCCACUGUCCGUCCGACUCCCUCCGAUGCUCCCGGAAUAAUUCUGGAUCCUACCUCCCCUCUUGGGGCCUAUCUGGCUCGGUCUGAUUCUCCCGGAAUCCAUCCAGCUCCCUCCGGUGCGCCCGAGAACCCUCAAGAUCCGUACGGCGCUCCCGGGAACCAGCCGGGUCCCUCCAGCCCCCCUGGAGCCGCAGCUAGUCAGUAUGGAUCCCCUUCCUUUCCCCCCAGCUCUCCAGGAAUCCCGCCAGCUCCGUCCUCUCCUCCACGAUCUAACUACCCAUUCUCGACGCCGUCCGGAUCUGUCCGACACUCCCGAGACCUUUCCUGA